AUUACCAAUUGUAGCGUGGCGUCGAGUUGAGAUUAACUAUGAACACCGCUACCAAGAAACACGUGCCAAAUAGAUCAGAAGGCGAGGAUCGAACGUAACCAGAUUUAUUUUGUUGGCGAUCUCGUGGUAUUGAACGAAUACCGAGAUCGUGCCAAGGAAUGGUACAAGCGAAAGCAGAAGAAAGGAGUACGUGCGAACAGUACCAAAACCGCGGAACAAUGAUGGAAGGUAAUGGAAGCACAAAAAUGGCUAUAAUUAGCACUGUUAAACAAAAGCACAUUAAAACACACACCGGUACAGUUGGUUAUAAUAAUAAUUGUUUUUAUUAAACCAGUCGUGUUCUCGUGAUAAACGUGAGUCACUACAAGCUCAAAGUGUUACAUAUCAAGUUGUCGUCAAUAAAUUGGUUCACACAUAAUAUCUAAGUAAUCAAGUUUCUAAGAUUAGAGUCAACUUCACUUUUUCUCAAACUACAGAAUGUCCUAGUGGUAUCCCCAGGGCUUAGUACUAGAACUUCUCUCUUUAUAUACAUGGCUUCCUCUGUAUCGUCUGAGUUACUGCUUCAAACAGAUGAUGUUAAACUGUGGAGAAAAGUUUGAAACCAAGAUGAUAAGCUGGCACAUCUGGAGGAUCUAACUUAGCUUUAAAGUUUGGCGGAUAACAGCGGAUUUAUUUUCAACACUUCAAAGUAUGAAGUGGUUCUCUUGAGACUUGUUGCAGACUUCGCAUACAGCUUAGGUAAUUCCCCUGUAGAGGUGUCCAAAGUUGGGAAAUAUCUAAUAGUCUUGCUAUCUUAUUUUCUUAAGUCUUACUCUAAUUGCGGCGAAAAUGCCUUUCGAGCAAAGCUUGCACUGGUUACGUUGAAGUCCUUUUUUGGCCAAUCUGACAAUAGAAUGUUCCACCUAAUCUUCAAGUUUUAUUCGGCUUCAUUUAGAGUAUGGAAAGCAGUUUCCCCUCGCUCCAAAGGGGUAAAAAUAUACAAAAACGCACCCAGAAAUCAGUUCAGUAACUCAACUUCUAGCCUUACAAAGAGCGCUUCAAUUCACUAAAUGUCUACCCAUUAGAGUAUAUGCGUCUCUGAUGUAACCUACUGAUUUAUAUCUGUCUGACAUAUAUAUAUUCCAAUUACUCCUGGGAACCAUCAAAUACUUGUUUAAGCUCAGCCCCAACACAAACACUAAAAUUACAGACACAGCAUAGCAGAAUGGACUGCAGGGACACCUACUCUAGGAGUAGUGAAAUUUUGGGAUUCGCUGCUAGUUGAGGUAGUCCAAGACACAUCCCGGGAGUCCUCCAAGAGGAAACUUGACAUAUUUUUAAGGACAGGUGAUAGUAUUUCACUAUAAUUUACAGACAUUUCCCUUUUGUUUGUUACAUAUAUCUAGGUUCCCAACUGGAGGCAUCGGGGACCCACUGCUACUAAAUACAGAAACUCGUUAAGUGGAAGCUUCUAUCCCGUCCACAACCAUUCGAGUGGGACUUCAUAAAUGUCAACAAAAGUUUUUCUAAGUUCAGUGUUUUCCACAUUUUCUUUUGUCUCUCGUACCAAGAUUUGACUCAGUGUUUUGUUAUGACGUUUGUUGUCAUAAUAUGCCCAUCUUUUUUAUUAAAAGUUAUUACUUCUCGAUAUAUCAAACUGAAUAUAACCAAUGCAGUCAAAUGACUAAACGACGACCAAACAGCUGUUACCAAAGAGAAAUCAAUCUAUUUAUAUAAGAUUGUCACAAAAAUAUUAGCAUAAAUAUGAGUCGUUUAUUUCUAACUUAAAUUACUGGCGUUUCCAGUUAAGGUUCGUUAGUUGUCCACAUACUCGCCUCCGAGUAUCCUUUUCAACUGUGUUACUUAUGAAGUCCUAGAAAAACAUGAAGAUUUGUCUUUUGUUGUUCUCUAUAGUCUCAUGGUUGAUCCAUUACCGUCUACAAGUCAAACACAGCCCAGUAAGCCUUUUUCAGUGGAUAUUAGAGAUUUUUUUGAAAGGAUAAUGAGACCCCGGCAUCUAACAUCCUGGAAUCAAGUUGAAGAGGCCAUAGAUCUUUUGCAGAAAAUGACCUAUACACACUAUGUAGUUAGAGAAAGCAAAUUAAAUAAAGAAGAGCCUGGACUCCAUUACCACUAUGUUGUGUAUGUGUGCACUUUUGGCCACAAAAGAAAGCCUGAAGGUACUGGGCAAAGAGUUAAAGGAUCAAAAUUCACUGGCUGUAAAUCCAUGUUUAGAAUCAGAUAUGAGCAUAACAGAUAUAUAAUACCGGCUUCUAAAACAGUGCACAACCAUCCGUGCGACAGGGAAUAUUUAACAAACGACCCUUGGUCCAGAAAGCUCAGCCAAGACCAGUUACAAGUUUUAACCCCGAUGAUCACAGUUGGUUCAGAACCAAAUGAAAUAAUUAAAUAUGUUGAUGAAACCUUCAACAAAACCAUCACGUUCAACGAUUAUAAAAAUCUCCGACACAAAGUUGCUAAAAAUAAUCAAAAAAAAGAAACUAGAUAAUCUAUUGCUGAUGUACA
Schistosoma haematobium is the source of this 2505-nucleotide messenger RNA. RefSeq lists its product as uncharacterized. NCBI's taxonomy places the organism in Eukaryota, Metazoa, Platyhelminthes, Trematoda, Strigeidida, Schistosomatidae. The record is from RefSeq and is a predicted model, not a curated record. Bases 1898 to 2488 code for a protein of 196 amino acids. The transcript is spliced from 4 exons.